AUGCCUCGCAGAAAAUCAAACCUAGGUCGUCGUACUCGUGGAGCAGAAGCAGUGCGACGAGUAAUUGCAAAUCAAACUGAGGAAGAACGGGCAUCAGCCAACGAGCGAAACAGACAAAGAAUGGCUCAAAAACGUGCCAAGGAAACUGCAGAGCAACGUGCAGCCAGACUUGAGGAUGCACGGUUGCGAGCACGGCGAUCGCGUUCUGCAGCUUUAAAUCGGCUUCGUUCUCAACAGAAUGAACGCCACAGGCUGAGAGUGCCCGAAAGACUUCAACACAAAACAUCAGAUCAGCAUCAAACACAACUCCAUGCUCAGCAAUCACGCGAUUACCAUCGCCUUGCAUUCCAGUACAACCCAGCUGAUGAUUAUAGUUUGAGCUGGCAUAUUCUCAUCGGCACUGUGACUGAAGUGUGUCCUUAUUGCAAGGCUCUGAGAUUUAAUGCAGAAACAAAAGGAAUGUGUUGUGUCGCCAGAAAAAUUAAACUACCUCAACUUGGAGAACCUCCAGAGCAGGAGAUUUCAGGCAAACAUUACCUGUAA
Messenger RNA from Pipistrellus nathusii (Nathusius's pipistrelle), 543 nucleotides. The record is from the annotation of a GenBank genome assembly. NCBI's taxonomy places the organism in Eukaryota, Metazoa, Chordata, Mammalia, Chiroptera, Vespertilionidae.